Molecule: messenger RNA, 2414 nt
Organism: Acipenser ruthenus (sterlet)
Lineage: Eukaryota; Metazoa; Chordata; Actinopteri; Acipenseriformes; Acipenseridae
Gene: ddb2
Product: damage-specific DNA binding protein 2
Exons: 11
Coding region: 200-1750 (516 amino acids)
Biological process (GO): response to UV; DNA repair
Cellular component (GO): Cul4-RING E3 ubiquitin ligase complex; nucleus
Molecular function (GO): protein binding; damaged DNA binding
Source: RefSeq, a predicted model, not a curated record
ACCUAUACCGCACCUUUCUGUAAUGUUGUUAAACUUCCGGUCUGUAACAAUCACAACAUCCUCAUGUAUCUGUUGCCGCGUGUUAGGGAGCUGAAAGAGUCGAACAUCGGUACAUUCAAAUUGUUAUUGAUCUGUAAGAACAAUUACACACCCAUGAGAAGAGGAUUUAGGUCAGCGGGGUGAAUAAUCUUGUCGAGGAAUGGCGAAGAAAAAAAUGCUAUUGGCAGUACCUGAACCCGAGUGCAAGAAAGAGAGAACCGCUCCAGGAAGGAGGAAAAAGGAGGGACAGUGCCCAGAGGAACCCAGCUCCAAAAAACUGAAGGUGAAUAAAACAAGGACACCCGGGAAAGCAGUUACAAGAAAUAGACACCAAACCACUCCAGGAUGCACAGAGUCUGCCCAAACAGCCAAACAGAGAAGCAUUAUUCAUUACAUUAACAUGAAUGCACUGGGGCAAAGCAUUCAUGCACAGCUGCGACAGUGUCUCCAGCAGCCGUUUGUGCGCUCCCUGGCUUCCUACAAGCUCUUCCGGACAGCCAGCCCCUUCAACCGCAGAGUGACAAGCCUGGAGUGGCACCCGACGCACCCCAGCACCGUGGCUGUGGGCUCCAAAGGUGGAGACCUCAUUCUGUGGAACUAUGACGUGUUAAACAAGACCUGCUUCAUCCAAGGGAAAGGAGCAGGAGAUUUUAUUGGGGGGAUGAAGUUCAGUCCUACCAACCCAUCCCAAGUCUACACCGCGUCUGGCGACGGCACUCUGAGCCUGCAGGAGUUUGGUGGUAGAACAGCUCAGAUAAUCUCAAGCACUUCAGACUGCUGGCACGAUCACCAUAAUGUUUGUUUGUGGUACUGCAGCCUUGACGUCUCCGCAAGCAGACAGGUGGUGGUGGCGGGAGACAACGUGGGAAACACCGUCCUCCUGAGCGCAGAUGGCAAAGAGAUUUGGAAUCUCAGACUGCACAAGAAGAAGGUGACCCACGUGGAGUUUAACCCUCGCUGUGAUUGGCUGCUAGCAACGGCUUCAGUAGACCAAACGGUUAAAAUCUGGGACAUGCGGCAUAUUAAAGACAAGAACAGUUUCCUGCACGAGCUUCCUCAUAAUAAACCAAUCAAUUCAGCCUAUUUCAAUCCCACGGAUGGUUCCAAGCUACUUACCACAGACCAGUAUGAUGAGAUCCGGGUAUACUCCUCUGCUGAUUGGUCUAAACCUCAGCACACUAUACGGCACCCACACAGGCAUUUCCAGCACCUAACGUCUAUCAAGGCUACCUGGCAUCCGCUAUAUGACCUGAUCGUAGCAGGGCGCUACCCAGAUCUCCAGCACGCUGAUGAGUUGAGAACCAUCGAUGUGUUCGACGCCAACACAGGAGGGCUCGCGUGCCAGCUGCACAAUCCCAACGCUCCAGGAAUCAUCUCUCUUAACAAAUUUAAUCCCAUGGGAGACACACUAGCAUCAGGAAUGGGAUUUAACAUUCUGAUUUGGAGCCGUGAAGAAAUGGUGACCAGCAAGCAGGAAACUCUGUUGAAAAUGAUGCAAGAGCAGGGUAUCGGGGCCGACACCUCCAGGGGACAGAGGGGACCUCAGCGGCGCCCCCGUGGGGAAGGUAGUGGAAACGCAGAACUGGGCAAGCUGAAAAAGAAGCUGGCCAGCCUGGAGUCAGCUGGAGUGAGCACCAAGACCAAGAUCAAGACUAAGGAAAACACCAAACCACAGAAAGAAAAGCAGAAAAAGAAGCACUUGCAGGACUAAGAACGUGGUGCUAGGAUUAGUAAACCACAGGUCUGGAUUAGAUCAGUUUUAGCAUGGCUAUGGAGACAUGUUAUCUAGUGGCAGUAAUUGCUGGUUUAAUCCAGACCACUGUCUGCAUUCAUUAAUCAUCACAGAUAACACCCAUACUUUAAUUAUUGUAAAUAGACAUUUAUAUGUAUAAAAUAUGAUAUGCCAGCACAUUCUGUAUAUAUGUAGAGGAUGAUAAGCAUUGCUUAUCAUCUGCUUUAAAUUGCAUUUUUGUAGUGUUUGACUACCAUACGUCAUUGUUGUUUUAAACUCACUCCUGUUUUACCUGUUGGAAUAUUGAGAAAGCUGUUGUUAAAAUGCCUAAUAUAUGAGAAGCAGUUGUAAAAUUCUGAAUGUAAUGCCUAAAAUGACGGGGGUGCUAAUUAAGAUUCCAUCUGCACAAUUUGUUCCAUUGAUAAGUGCAAAAAUCCACCCCAUGAUUAGAUGGGCAGGCUACCGUAAAAGGUAUUGAGAUUUACUGGAAAGGGAAAAACCUUUAACUGAUUUGAAUACCUGUAUUUGCUUUGCUGAGGCUUUAGAAAAAGUUUAUUUUUUUUGACAGAUUUCUAUAUAAAAAUGUUUGUAAUAAACCCUUUAGACGUGGCCGUUUUAAACAUUAAAAAAGCUUACGAUUCUA